Messenger RNA from Electrophorus electricus (electric eel), 9730 nucleotides. RefSeq names its product calcium channel, voltage-dependent, T type, alpha 1H subunit a (gene cacna1ha). Gene Ontology annotation, cellular component: membrane; voltage-gated calcium channel complex. Gene Ontology annotation, molecular function: high voltage-gated calcium channel activity. Lineage: Eukaryota; Metazoa; Chordata; Actinopteri; Gymnotiformes; Gymnotidae. Gene Ontology annotation, biological process: calcium ion import across plasma membrane. The record is from RefSeq and is a predicted model, not a curated record.
UUCGAGCAUGUCAGCAUGCUGGUCAUCCUGCUCAACUGUGUGACCCUUGGCAUGUUCCAGCCAUGUGAGGAUGUCAAGUGCCAGUCCGAAUGGUGUACCAUCCUUCAGGCAUUUGAUGACUGCAUCUUCGCCUUCUUUGCUGUGGAGAUGGUCAUCAAGAUGAUGGCUCUGGGGAUUUUUGGAUCAAAGUGUUAUCUUGGAGACACAUGGAACCGCCUAGACUUCUUCAUUGUCAUGGCAGGGAUGAUGGAAUACUCACUGGAUGGCCACAACGCCAGCCUGUCUGCCAUCCGGACCGUGCGUGUUCUCCGGCCUCUUCGAGCCAUCAACAGAGUCCCCAGUAUGAGGAUACUGGUGACUCUGCUCCUAGAUACUCUGCCUAUGUUAGGCAACGUUCUCCUGCUGUGCUUUUUCGUCUUCUUUAUAUUUGGCAUUGUCGGCGUGCAACUCUGGGCAGGGCUCCUAAGGAACAGGUGUUUCCUGGAAAAGGAGGUGAAGGACCAGUAUAAUCUGUCCUUCAUGAGUCCAUACUACAUGCAUGAAGACGGGGAGGAGAGCCCGUUCAUCUGCUCAUUUGAGAAGGAAAAUGGCAUGCUCCGUUGCCACGAUGUACCCCCUCUCAAGGAAGGAGGGACCGAGUGUGCAGUAAACCCGCCCCUGGGUCCAGCCUACACCGGCCCAAACGGCUCCAUCAGCAGGAGCAACUGUGUGAACUGGAACCUGUACUACAAUGUCUGUCGGGCCGGGGAGCUCAAUCCUCAUAAAGGGGCUGUGAACUUUGAUAAUAUCGGAUAUGCUUGGAUUGCUAUAUUCCAGGUUAUCACUUUGGAGGGAUGGGUGGAUAUCAUGUAUUAUGUUAUGGAUGCCCACUCCUUUUACAAUUUUAUAUAUUUUAUAUUGCUCAUUAUAGUGGGCUCUUUCUUUAUGAUCAACCUGUGCCUGGUUGUAAUCGCGACCCAGUUUUCAGAGACAAAGCAGCGUGAGAACCAGCUUAUGAAGGAGCAGCGAGCACGCUACAUGUCCAACGACAGUACACUGGCCAGCUACUCGGAGCCAGGCAGCUGCUACGAGGAGAUGCUUCGCUACAUCAGCCACCUGUACCGCAAGCUGAAGCGGCGAGCCUCUCGCAUCUACCAUGGGUGGCAGAGUAAGCGCAGGAAAAAAGUUAACCCUAACAGCAGCCUGGCUGGAGGGUCCGGGGCAGGGCCUGGUGGCGUUAACGGCCACAGCAGGCCCAGGGGCAGUGGCUACUGGGCACGCUCUGUCCACAGCCUCGUUCAGCACCACCAGCACCAUCAUUGUCACAUGAGCAAUGGCAGCAUCAGCCUGAAUGCCUCCUUGGCAGGCAGUGAAACUCUUGAGAUGAGGUCCAUCACAGCAGGGGCACAGAUGACAUUGCCCUCGCGGCCAACCACUGGGCAGGAUCUUUCACCAGUGGCCCAAUCAGUGCACAGCAUCGUUCAAGGUGACUUUCAUGAGGCCCCGCAGAUUCACACAGGCACUACAGCUGGUGUGACUCAACUAGGGAGGCUUAAUGGUGGCAUGAACUAUCCUACCAUAUUGCCAUCCUUCAUCUGCAGCUAUGCAGGCAACAACACUACAGCCAAAGUGAAGGUGGAGUCCAACAAUGGCACAGCAGAUGUGGCAGAUCCCUUUGAGAAACUGCAGCAUCUAACAGGAGACCAUAGUCACGGCCGCCUGCUGCAGCACAUGGUUGGCAUGGUGCCCACCCCACUGCUCUUCGAGGUGCUGGGCUGCCCAUACUGUGCCUGUGCACUGAACACCAUGGAUCUGGAGCUGGCUGACUCUGAGUGCACCCGCUAUGAAGGGGAGGUGGUGCACGAGCUUUCCCAUGGCGCAGAGUUCAAGCCAGGCCAUCCACGCCGCCACCACCACCACCGGCGGCUAGAGGACCGCGGGCACUUGUCCCGGUGCUGGGAUGACUUUAGAGACGGGAUGAGGCACAUCGUGGAUAGCAAGUACUUCAACCAGGGCAUUAUGAUCGCCAUCCUCAUCAACACCUUGAGCAUGGGGAUAGAGUACCAUGAGCAGCCUGAUGUACUGACAGACAUUCUAGAGAUCAGCAACAUUGUCUUCACCAGCAUGUUUGUCCUUGAGAUGAUCUUCAAGCUGCUGGCCUUUGGCAUCUUUGGGUACAUCAAGAACCCCUACAAUAUCUUUGAUGGGAUCAUUGUAGUGAUAAGUGUUUGGGAGAUUAUCGGGCAGGCUGAUGGGGGGCUGUCCGUGCUCAGGACCUUUCGCCUACUGCGGGUGUUGAAGCUGGUGCGCUUCCUCCCAGCUCUGCGCAGGCAGCUGGUGGUCCUGAUGAAGACCAUGGACAAUGUGGCCACCUUUUGCAUGCUGCUCAUGCUUUUCAUCUUCACUUUCAGUAUUCUUGGAAUGCAUCUGUUUGGCUGCAAAUUCAGCCUGAAGAUGGAGAAUGGAGACACGAUUCCAGACAGGAAGAACUUUGACUCCUUGUUGUGGGCCAUUGUCACUGUGUUUCAGAUCCUCACUCAGGAGGACUGGAACAUGGUGCUCUAUAAUGGAAUGGCUUCCACAUCUCCACUGGCUGCACUCUACUUUGUUGCCCUGAUGACCUUUGGGAAUUAUGUGCUUUUUAACCUGCUGGUGGCCAUCCUGGUGGAAGGCUUUCAAGCAGAGGGAGAUGCCAAUAAAUCUGACGCAGAUGAAGAGAAAAGGUCAAUUAACUUCGAGGAAGAGGAGAAGAUGAGGGAAUUGCGUGCCACAGAGUUGAAGAUGUACUCUCUGAUGAUGUCAGCAAAUGGGCACAUGGACUGUCAUGGCAGCUUGCCCCCGCCAAUCAUCAUGCACACUGCAGCCACCCCCAUGCCCACUCCCAAAAGUUCUCUUGGCCAAGAGUCAGCCUUCAGUUUGGAGUCGAGACGUGGUAGUGGGGUCUCCAUUGACCCAAAUAUCUAUGAUCAGAGAUCAGUGGCCAGCCCGCGGAGAUCACCCUGCCACCCACGGAACUCAGGCAGCAACUGGGGCAGCCGCAGGUCAAGCUGGAACAGCCUGAGCCGGGCACCAAGCCUGAAGAGGAAAGACACUUCCGGUGAGAGGGAGUCUUUGCUGUCAGGCAAGGGCAGGGGCAGCUUCGAGGACGAGGACAUGGAGGGAACUUUUCUGGGCACAGUGGGCAGUGCUAGUGGUGACUCUCUGCAGUACCCCAGCUCCUUGGACUUCCCAGAGCUGGUCCCGGGGCCCAGCCUGGGCCUGGGAGGAGAGUACCAGGACUGCAACGGCAGGGUUCUGCACCUGCACACACAGCUAUCCUCAGAGCUGAACCGUGAGGACUCUGCCACAGAGGAGGACUCGGAUGAUAGUUUCUUUUCUCGCAUGAAGAAGAUGCUGGACUCUUAUAAACCCAAGUGGUGUAAAAAUCAUGAGGACUGGUCCCUGUAUCUGUUUUCCCCCCAUAACAAGUUUCGGGUGAUCUGCCAGAGGGUUAUCUCGCACAAGAUGUUUGACCAUGUGGUCUUGGUCUUUAUCUUCCUUAACUGCAUCACAAUCGCUCUGGAGAGGCCUGAUAUUCAGCCUCAUAGCACAGAGCGAGUGUUUCUCAGCAUUUCUAAUUAUGUAUUCACUGUGAUUUUUGUUGCUGAAAUGACUGUGAAGGUGGUGGCCUUUGGCUUUUACUCUGGGAAGCACAGCUAUUUGCACAGCACAUGGAAUAUUCUGGAUGGAGUGCUGGUUUUUGUCUCUCUUAUUGACAUCCUGGUGUUGCUGGCAUCCAGUGGUGGGAAUAGGAUCUUGGGAAUUCUGAGGGUCCUGCGCCUGCUGCGGACCCUGCGACCUCUCAGGGUGAUCAGCCGUGCUCCUGGGCUCAAGCUUGUGGUGGAAACACUGAUAACAUCUCUGAGGCCCAUUGGGAAUAUAGUGCUGAUCUGCUGCGCCUUCUUCAUUGUCUUUGGCAUUCUCGGUGUGCAGCUCUUUAAGGGCAAGUUUUACCAUUGUGAAGGUUUGGACACAAGAAACAUCACCAACAAAUCAGAUUGCCAACAAGCAAACUACAAAUGGAUUCGAAGGAAAUACAAUUUUGAUAAUUUGGUACAGGCUCUCAUGUCGCUGUUUGUGCUGUCUUGCAAGGACGGCUGGGUGAAUAUUAUGUAUGAUGGCCUGGAUGCUGUGGGUGUGGACCAACAGCCGGUGAGAAACCACAACCCCUGGAUGCUGUUGUACUUCAUCUCCUUCCUGCUGAUUGUCAGCUUCUUUGUGCUGAACAUGUUUGUGGGCGUGGUGGUAGAGAACUUCCACAAGUGCCGGCAGGACCAGGAGGAGGAGGAGGCACGCCAGCGGGAGGAGAAGAGGCAACGACUGCUGGAGAAAAGGCGCAGGAAGGCCCAGCAGAGACCCUACUAUGCUGACUACUCACCAGUUCGCCUCUACAUCCACACACUAUGCACCAACCACUACCUGGAUCUCUUCAUCACCUGCAUCAUCUGCAUCAAUGUGGUCACUAUGUCUAUGGAACAUUAUAAUCAGCCUAUGUAUCUUGAGGAAUCUUUAAAGUACUGCAACUAUGUCUUCACCAUCUUCUUCAUCUUAGAGGCUAUUCUCAAGCUUGUGGCUUUUGGCUUCCGAAGGUUCUUCAAAGACAGGUGGAACCAGUUGGACCUGGCCAUUGUGCUCCUGUCCAUCAUUGGAAUCACCCUGGAGGAGAUCAAGAUGAAUGCUGCUCUUCCAAUCAACCCCACCAUCAUCCGUAUCAUGCGGGUUCUGCGGAUAGCCCGAGUGCUGAAGCUUUUGAAGCUGGCCACAGGCAUGAGAUCAUUGCUGGACACUGUCAUGCAAGCUCUGCCACAGGUGGGGAAUCUGGGUUUACUGUUUAUGCUUCUCUUCUUCAUCUAUGCGGCACUUGGCGUGGAGCUCUUUGGGAAACUCGAAUGCAGUGAUAAGAACCCAUGUGAAGGACUGAGUCGACACGCCACUUUCGAGAACUUUGGGAUGGCCUUUCUCACACUCUUCAGAGUUUCCACCGGGGACAAUUGGAAUGGCAUAAUGAAGGACACUCUGAGAGAGUGCACCCCUGAAGACAAGCAAUGUCUGCCCUACUUGCCCUGGGUCUCUCCCAUCUAUUUUGUCACUUUCGUGCUGAUGGCCCAGUUUGUUCUGGUGAACGUGGUGGUGGCUGUGCUGAUGAAGCACCUGGAGGAGAGCAAUAAGGAGGCAAAAGAGGAUGCUGAGAUGGACGCUGAGAUUGAGAUGGAGAUGGAGAUGGCCCGGCGUCUCAGUGAAGCCUCAACAGGGAGCUCCAUUGGACCAGAGGGCACCUAUGUGGGGCCAAGGCCUGAGUCACCUGGGCAGGAUGAGGGGAUGCAAGGAGCUCAGAAGAAUUUUCUAUCGCCACGGAAGAUGUCGGUAUCUCGGAUGCACUCUUUGCCCAAUGACAGCUACAUGUUCCAUCCAGUGAGGCCAGCCAGUGCGUCAUACCCACUGCAGGAGGCAGAGCCAACCCUAAGGCCCCUUGAAUUAGGCUCAAUGACGUCAAUCCACUCACAGCCGUGUAAGAGUCAUCGUUCCCUUCUGCAGGUCCCCGGAGUUCGUCCCAUGCCCCACUUUAGCAUGUGCAUGCCCAGGGUACCCCCACCUCAGCUCUCCCCCACCCAUAGCCCAAGCAGGCCUUUACAUAGGCAGGAAGCAAUCAAGUACAACUCCACUGAUGUGCAAUCUUACCACUCCAAAGAUAACCUGGACAGAAAGAAUGGGAGCACUGCAGUGAACUUCACCCUCCCAGUACCCCAGAUCACUGGUCCCAUCAGCUCGCAGGUGUCCCCCGCAUGUUGGUCUCGCAGCCGUUCGGCCAGCCGCUCCCCAAGCCCCAGCCCCCACAUACUGCAGCACCCACACAGCCAUCACUACACCUCCUCCAGGCCUUGCCUCCGGGCCAGCUGCAGCAGUCCCAGUGGCUCCAUGUUCGACUCAGCCUUGGACCCAGCCGAUGAGGAGGUGCGUCACAUCAACAGCUCAGCAAGACUGUGGACGGGGCUUCCAGUGGAGGUGCGGAGCCACUCGCUGUCGCCCUAUGUCAAAUCGGGCCUGCUUCUACCUGUGCCUAUAAAGAGCUGCAUCAGCACCACCGAGCUGGCUGCCUGCAGUCUCAGAGACAAGGACCAGAAGAAGUUCUUCAGCAUGGAUGCUGAGGGAUUUUUGGACAAGCCCUCUAGUGCUGAGGACCACCGACGUCACUCCAUUGAGAUCUGCCCCUCCACUGACAACGACACGUUCAGCCAGGUUGCAGUGGAGAGAAAGCAUCCUCCCACACGUGGACAGUCGCUGCACAUCCCCAGGAAGAAGAAGAUGAGCCCUCCGUGCAUCUCUGUGGAGCCCCCGCUGGAGGUGGAGCUUUCUGCAUCCUUCGUGGCCAUGAAGAAGCUGUCCGAGAGCACCACAUUGCUGAGGAGAAGGACACCGUCCUAUGAGUUGGGCCUACCACGUGACCAGCUGGACCUCCUAGAACACCAGCUCCCCAGCCAGCCUCUGAUCAAGGUGGAGAGGCUCCCUUCCCACUGUGGCGAAUAUCUCCAUCUUCCACUGUACACCUUUCACCAGUCAGAGCCUGGGUCCAUGGGUAGCCUGGCAGGUAUCCUGCACGAAAAUGAUCCAUCAGCACCGCACUCUCCCUUUGACAGCAGACUGGAGGAGACCACAGACUUCGGUACAGUAAACAGGACUGCUCAAUGACAGAGAUCAAGAGAAAAAAUUCAGAUGGCUUAGACAAACCUUGUGGUGCAUACCACAGAAUGCAGCAAUUUAUUAGGAGGCAGGGCACUAAUCACCUAAUUCAGUAGCCAAAGUUUUUUCAGAUGUAAUAUUAUGUUAGCCAGGCUGGAAUAGCAAUGAUGACAUAUGAUCGAGCAAGAUGGGAUAUGCAAUUUCAGGUUUCCACAUGAAACUCUGGUACUUAUCUUACUCCCAGUGCUCAAUCACAUUGAUUUGAGUUCAGGAUGUGUGGUGGGGUUUUUUAUUCCUUCAUCCACACCAUCUUGUCAAUAACAUUAAGCUGUUUUCUGUAAAAGAGUAUACAGAUUAAAUAAAGCAAAACAAACCAAGAAACAAACAACAACUAUGAGAGCAGUAUAUGUUCUGUUCUUUAUUAAAUCAUACAUGUAAAUAGAGGAAAUAUUGUAUUGGUGAAGAAAAUAGAUCUAUUCAUAUGCACAUAUUUUUUAUAGAGAUCUAUAAUGUUUUUGCACAUAUCAAUUUGAAUUUCAAGUUGAAUUGUCUUUUGUUGUCCUCUUGUGAAUGUACUUUUUUUUUUUUUUAUCAAAUAGCAGUGGGAUCAAUUAUAGUCUGUAUCGAUCUACUAAUACUGAGAUGAUUUUUAUUUUUCUAUUGGGAGAUGGGGUAAGAGAUACUAAAGUAGAUCUAAUGAGAACCAAACAUCAAAUGAUCUGUAGCCUGAGUGCAAUACACUGUAAACGUUUGUCUAAGUUUACCAUGUUAGGGUCCUCCCUUUUCACACAGUCAGUAAUGUGCAUCUCACCAACGCAACCCCUUUAACAUACUCAAAUUCAUCUCAGUGUAUGAAGUAGGAUUUCCACCACACAUUCAUUAACUAACUCAACAAUGGCAUUUCGUGACCCCCAACUGUGGCACAGUUGGUAUGCAUGUGAAGGACAAAAUAAAUCUGUAGAUGUGCUCUGUUGCGAGGUAGACUCUGUCCUCUUUUCUCCCUGAUUUCUAAUGUUAACAUUUUAUCUAUCAAAGAAAAAGCCAGAAUUGUUUCUGUGAGGAGAGAGUGUUCAUUUUAGCACAAAUGUGCUGCGAUUUACCUUUUGGCUUUGAUAUGGUGCCUCUAGUUGUGUCUUCAGCAUUCUAUGAAAGAAUUUCUGGAUAUUGCUGGAUAUUGCUGAAUAUGGGUGAUUCUACAACUGUGGGCACUUUUUGACUGGCUUAUAGUCAUGAAAUAAGUCAUUAAGUCUUAGUCAGGAACGGUCUCUGAUCUAGCUUUUAUUAUCCGAGAGCAUUGUGAUAUUACAUUGUAUCCUUUAUAGGAACUGUAUUAUUAACCUAUAUGAACCUAAAAAGCUGGUUUGCAAUAUGGAGUAAGUGAUAUUGAUCAGCGGGGAAAAACCACAAAUUACUCAAACUUUUUUUGCCAUAAUAUUAACUUUGAUUUGUAUAAAGCUGCAUGGUCUAUAUAAAAUAAUAUAUUUUUUAAAAACCUUUUUAAAAAUGCUAGAGUGGUGUAAUAAAAAAUACCUUAACACAAAUGAAAGAAUUUUGAUCUUUUACUGGCACCCAAAAUAAAGCUAAACCAACUCCACAUUUAUGAUCUAUUAUUAAUUUUACGAUAAUUAGCAGUUCAUCCUUUGUCUUCCUUUAAUUAUAUCUGUAUAUGUCUCUAAAACAUAGAUAUUAAUUAUAAUUACAUUUUCAAGGGGCAGUAAUGGCUUAUUUAUCUCAGAGUAGCCUAUUGCAGGAUCAGCGCUCAUGGCCAACUGGUCUUUUUCAUACAUAUAAAAAAAUCCCCAAAUUAGCAGUAUUAUUCAGAGAAAACUAAUGCAGUGGGACAAAUGUAAUGACAAGAAUGCAAAUUUGUUCUAGGCAUGUACACUAUGAGUAGUGUAAAGAAUGAGAAUAAUAUGAAACUAGAAGACGAUUUAAAUUUGCAGAUUAGUUACUUUAGAUCUCUUCACUGACAGAUCUCUUUACUGAAGCACAAACUUAUCUUCCCUUUACUUAAAGUGCCCACUGAUUCAAAAACACCCAUACACACAAUUUUGGACAAUAGGUUUAUAUAUAAUUAAAGUAAACCAUUAUCUCUGUGCAUUAACUUAUGAAUUAUUUAGCUCACUAUUGCCUUUACAGUUUCAUCAAUGUCAGCAGAAUUAGCUGAUAAUGGAAGAUUUUGAACAGUGGCAAUUUAUUCAUUUGUGAAUCGAUUCAGAAUGUGAAUCGAUUCAGAAUGUGAAUUGCUUCGGAAAGUGAAACUAUUGCAUGUUAUCAGAAAUUUUUAGGAAAAGAAAUCUGGACAUUUUUGAGGUUUUUCGAUAUUUCAUCUGAAAUUUGUAGACUAUCUAUCUUACUACCUACACUGAGGUGUAAUGGGCUGUCUAGGUUUUCCUCUUUGUAGAUCAACUUAUUAAUUGUUUAAUGCAAUAUUUUAUGGUAAUCUGUAUCAUAGAAGUCAUAGCUCAAGCAACUUACCUGUAAGCAAAAACCAUGGUUGGUAGACUAUUGAAUGGCAUUUGAAAUCAGCAUGAGUAAUUUUACUGAACAGUUAAUAUUCAGUUAAUUUUACAUGAUUCUGGAACUGCAGUUGGGUCUGUUUAUUUUCUUAGAUUACCACCAUGAUUUUUGCAAAAAGAGAGUUGAGAUUUUUUGAAUGAAUGUUUAAACAAAUGGUAGAUUUGAAGUUGGUAAGUACAUGCUUAAAGUGCUUGAAUCACUUUAAGGAGAUAAUAUUACCUGUUGCUGUUGGAACUUUUGCUAUCGAUUGAGUAUCCUUGAAUAAAUAAUCCAAGUAUUUUCCUCAAUCUUUCCUAGAAGAAAAUUAAGUCUAUUCUUCUUUUUUCUUAAAGCAAAUUGUCUGCAAUAAUUUUGGUUUUGGCAUCUUUGAUUUGAUAUGGCUCCGAUGUUAACGCAAGGGAGGUAUUUAAAUGGAUUUACAAUUUCUACACUGUAUUGUUACUUUCUAUUGUGCAAUGAUCACAUUCUGAUCUAAGCGAUAUUGUGUCAUCUAAAGAUAAACAUUUUUAUCCAA